ACUUUUAGCCACCGGUCUUUUUUCAUCGACCACACCUAAAAAAUGAUGAUUUUUUUUUCUUCUUCUGUUUCUUUGGCUUGGAAUUUCUCAACCCACACUUGCUGUUUUUCUUUGCAGCUCACCCUAUCCUAAAAAGAGGCACAUAAAAUUCAUCAUAAUAUAUAUAAAUGUUGUAUUUGUACUUUUUGGGCAUAAAUUUGGAGGUUCGUAUAAAGUGAAGCAGUGUCCUGUGACUAAUAUAGCUUGGGAGCAGAAGAGUCAUGACAAUUGCUGAUGAAUCUGGGGUUGCUGUGAACGUGAGGCAUGAGGGGAAGAGUAUAGCGAUUCUAGUUUGUUGGGUUCUGGGAUUGGGUUCCCUUGUUUCUUGGAAUAGUAUGCUCACCAUUGCAGACUACUAUUAUGCAUUAUUUCCAGACUACCAUCCUUCUCGGGUACUUACCCUUGUUUAUCAACCCUUCGCUGUUGGGACAAUGGCAAUACUAGCAUACAAUGAGGCCAAAAUCAAUACCAGAAAGAGGAAUUUGUUUGGUUACACCCUCUUCUUCACAAGUACCUUCCUCCUCAUAGUUGUUGACUUGGCCACAAGCGGGAGGGGAGGAGUUGGGCCUUAUGUAGGAAUAUGUGUACUCGUUGCUGCCUUUGGGAUUGCAGAUGCACAUGUUCAAGGUGGAAUGGUGGGAGACCUGGCUUUCAUGCUACCCGAAUUCAUGCAGUCAUUUUUUGCUGGAUUGGCUGGAUCAGGUGUUCUGACCUCUGUCUUGAGGUUAGUCACUAAAGCAGCCAUGGAAAAAACUGAGCAUGGCCUUCGCAAAGGAACUUUGUUAUUUUUAGCAAUCGCCAGCUUCUUCGAGUUCCUGUGCAUUCUUUUAUACGCAUUUGUGUUCCCUAAACUGCCAAUUGUGAGGUACUUCCGCAAGAAAGCAGCCUCAGAAGGAUCAAAAACUGUGGCAGCUGAUCUCGCAGCUGCUGGAGAUGACCAGGAAAUUGAUCGAGAUGAAUCCAAAUUCUCACAACGUUUGAGCAAUAAGCAACUAAUCUUACAGAACAUCGAUUACGCGCUGGACUUGUUCCUAAUUUAUGUGUUGACUUUGUCCAUUUUUCCUGGUUUCUUGUAUGAAAAUACCGGAACACACAACUUGGGAUCAUGGUAUCCACUUGUACUAGUGGCAAUGUACAACUUGUUGGACUUCAUAUCGAGAUACAUUCCUCUUGUGAAGUGUUUGAAAAUGGAAUCGAGGAAGGGAAUUUUGAUUGCUGUUGUUAGUCGAUUCUUGUUCGUUCCUGCGUUUUAUUUCACUGCAAAAUAUGGUGACCAGGGAUGGAUGAUAAUGCUCAUCUCUUUGUUGGGGUUAACCAAUGGUUACCUCACUGUUUGUGUUCUUACUGCAGCACCUAAAGGUUACAAGGGACCUGAGCAAAAUGCUUUGGGAAAUAUUCUUGUGGUGUUUCUUCUUGGAGGAAUAUUUUCAGGUGUUGCGCUUGAUUGGUUAUGGAUCAUUGGCAAUGGCUCAUUCUAAGGAGAGCAUAAUUAAGUGUUUUCUAGACAAAAUUGUACAUGAUCUAGCAUAAACUGGGAAACACUUGGUGGGUAGUAGUAGUCGAAGUUUCAAGUUUUAGUUAAGGCAUCUAUUGUUUGUGGUAUGUUUUUCAUUAAUCUUACAAGGAAUGUAGUGAUUUCAAUAAUUUCAAGCUUGAUUACCAUA
Molecule: messenger RNA, 1703 nt
Organism: Humulus lupulus (European hop)
Lineage: Eukaryota; Viridiplantae; Streptophyta; Magnoliopsida; Rosales; Cannabaceae
Product: equilibrative nucleotide transporter 3-like
Exons: 10
Coding region: 261-1517 (418 amino acids)
Biological process (GO): nucleoside transmembrane transport
Cellular component (GO): plasma membrane
Molecular function (GO): nucleoside transmembrane transporter activity
Source: RefSeq, a predicted model, not a curated record